AUGCAGCUUCAGACUCUGGUUGCUUUCAUGACUGCCGCCCUGGCGGGCAGCAGCCUGGCUGCGUCGGCUUCACCAUCCCGGACUCUUCGAGGACGGGGGAAGUUGAGGGCCGACGUGUUGUUGGGAGGCCUGGCGUCAUCGUCAUCGGCUUCGCCAUCGCCCUCGCCAUCGCCGACAGCUACACCGUCAGUGUCACAGUCAUUGCCAGAGUUGCCUGCAGAGUCAUCGUUAUCCGAAUUGUUGGACAUGGGCUCAACCUCCUCACCGAUGGAGGCCAUGUCCUCCGUCGCUCCCUCCUCACCAGAAAUGGCGGCCAUGUCUUCGGCUGCUGCUCCCCUCUCAUCAGAAAUGAUGCCCAUGUCUUCCGCCGCUGCUCCCUCGUCCUCAGCAAUGAUGGCCAUGUCUUCAGCGGCCGCGCCCUCAGGCUCCGCCAUGGCCGGACCCAUGGCGUCCGCGUCUCCGUCCCCAUCCUCCAGCAUGGCCCCCGCCAGUACGGGGACUAGCUCCCGGAUUGAUGCAACGACGCAUGAUAGCCAUAACCGGAAGGAGGACGAUCUGUGCCUGUCGCUGUGCUCAGCGCAGUCGCAGAUCUGCAGCAUUGCGCUGCCGGACCAUGAGGACUGGUGGUGGCAGUCGCAGUUGACUAAAACCAUGUCGCCUCCCCGUCUGCCUCCGACGCCCUCCAUGUCGGGCGAGCUCAUCAUCAAGGACCAGAACGCCGACAUGCACGAGUCGUCGUUCGCCCUCCCUCCCGCCGCGCUCAGCCCUACCAGCGGCGACAUGCAGUCCAAGGGCGCUGCUCGCAAGGACUCGACUGUGUCGUACUGCCCCGUUUCGCCUACUUCUCCCGAUUUGGUGGCCAUGGGACGCACGGCCAGCAAUCCUCCCCGUCAUGCGGGGACCAAGCGAGCAUUGGACGAAUUCAACCUGCCUCCACCUCCCACCCGCACCCGCAAGAUCAUCCAGAUGAAGCCCAAGACCCAGCAGAGCUCGCCCAAGCCAGCUGCAUCGUCAACGGCCAAACAGAAGGAGACAGCCAAGACCCCCGCCAACACGGCGGGCCAGGCCAAUUCCAAGAAGAAGCAGCCCAGCGCGACGAGCGCGGCGGGCCGCAAGAUUGCCAGGAAGACCGCACACAGCCUGAUUGAGCGGAGACGACGGUCCAAGAUGAACGAGGAGUUUAGCACGCUGAAGAACAUGAUUCCUGCCUGCAAGGGCCAGGAGAUGCACAAGCUCGCCAUUCUGCAGAGAGCAUUGGCUGACAGACGACAGGCCAGUAUUGAUUACGUCAGGUAUCUCGAGCAAUGCAUCGCAGACCUCAAGGCCGCCUCCGGGCGAAGCGCUACCAAGCAACCUCCGUCGCCCACGUCGCCCGAGGUCGUCGCGGGUACAGAAGAGUCCGGCGUCAGUAUGGCGGCGUCAUCGUCGACGUCACCCGAGCUGCUUCCCUCUGGCGCGCAGAGCGCUCAAUUUUCGCCCGCGUUUUCUCCCCGAAAUCCAGGGCUUCCACAGCGACAGCCCAGUCUGGAAUUUUCAACAACCAUUCUCCCGAGCCCGGCGCUGGGCCCGACCCAGUCUCCGGAUCGGCACUCGCACCUCACCUGGCAGGCCUCGACUCAGCCCGUGUCAGCGUCGGCAUCAACGUCGACAUCUCCGGCCAUCCUUCCGCAGCGGAAUAGCAUUUCGUCGUAUAGUGCCGAUACGGAUAUUGAUCAUGAGGCGUCGGCGGCGCUUCUGAUGCUGAACCGGGACCGGAGAGGUACGAUGGAUUCUGCGGCCCAGUCGAAUGCCUCGUCGGAGGGCGUCCAGAAGAAAGUGGGAAUGAGUGUGCGGGAUCUGUUGGUGUCGUAG
Molecule: messenger RNA, 1851 nt
Organism: Rasamsonia emersonii CBS 393.64
Lineage: Eukaryota; Fungi; Ascomycota; Eurotiomycetes; Eurotiales; Trichocomaceae
Product: HLH transcription factor
Exons: 3
Coding region: 1-1851 (616 amino acids)
Molecular function (GO): protein dimerization activity
Source: RefSeq, a predicted model, not a curated record